This is a messenger RNA of Elaeis guineensis (African oil palm), 1707 nucleotides long. RefSeq lists its product as uncharacterized. Lineage: Eukaryota; Viridiplantae; Streptophyta; Magnoliopsida; Arecales; Arecaceae. The record is from RefSeq and is a predicted model, not a curated record. Gene Ontology annotation, molecular function: calmodulin binding.
CUCUCCAUCUUCCAACCCCUUUGCUCCCUUCCUACAUUCAUAAUGACGUCCGAUCAAGGAAGGGAAGCAAUCUCUAUCUCAAAGAAAAUUUCAUGACACCAAAGUUUUGACCAUUCCAAGCGCAAGCCCAUGGCUACAGGAGUGAAGGAAGUCCGCCUCAAAGAGAAGGGCAUCUCGGCUCCUUUAACCCCUCGAAGGGUUCUUCUCUCUCAUGGGGGACAAACAAUCCCAAAUGGAGACAUCCCCAUGGCAAAAGAAAAGCCAAUGCCCAACUAUCUCAAGCCAACCCUGAGCUCAUGUCAUGACACCUCCUGCAGCUACCCCAAGAGCCAGCAGCAGCAUGCUGAGGAUUCCAUAGCAUCAGCCGGCGCUAGGAAACGUCUUAUUUCUGUGAAGUCCAUGGAGAAGCCUGCCUCACCAUCAUCCCCCGAUAAAACCCCCAAAGGGAGGGCAUCAAGAACGGACCUCUCGCCGAAGGCUGCCCUUUCUCCAAAGGUUGUUCCAGAGAAAGCAUCGAAGGCUCCAACAGUUGGGAAAAAUCUCGCGAGGGCAAAAAGUUUCCCAAAGAGACGAGAAGCCAAUGGCACCCCUUCCACCACCAGUGCGAUCAAACCAGAGCAAGAGGAAAAGGUUCUCUUCAUCGACAGUGGGGUGCAAGGUCAUGCUGCCCGACAUGGAUCACAGGCCCCAAAGAGCAACACUGAAGGCAGGAACCGCACCAGUUUAGAGGAGAGCGAUACUGGGAAGCCAAGGGCUCCUCCAGGGAAGUUGUCAAAGAAGGUUUGCGGCAAUGAGGGAGCGCCGAAGAAGCUGAGAUUCCGACGAGGGAGAGAAGGUGAUGGAAAGGACGCAGUACUGGGUGAAAGGUUGAAGUUUCAGCAAAGGGAGAAGGUGGUGGAGGUGGCAGGAGAGGGGAAAGCGGAGCAAGAGAACGUAGUGCUAAAGAGGCAGGAGGUUAGAGAGAGGGGUGCACCACCGGCCUAUAAUGAUGUCAUAGAAGAGACAGCGGCAAAGCUGGCAACGAGGAGAAACAAAGUCAGAGCACUUGUGGGGGCAUUCGAGUCCGUUAUUUCACUACAAGAACCGGAGACUCAACCAAGUCAACGGCAGCAGGUGGCGGCGGUGAAGGUUGCAAGUGAUGAACCAGCUCAACUGAUGCCAGAGGUGGAGGAGGUCAAGAUCGGGGAGGACGGUGCUGAAAGAGGUCAACAACAGCCAGAGGAGGAGAAGGAUGAGAUAGAGAGUGGAGAAGAGGAGACAAAGGGUUGUCAAUCGGUUCAAGAGAGUCCACAGAAGGAGACGGAGGAGGAGGAAGAGAGUGGUGGAGAGGAUUGUGGCCAAUUGGAUCAAGAGAGUCAACACAAGGAGACUCGGGCAACCGGAGAGGAGGGUGAUGGGGUGGAGGAGGAUGGUAGCAAUGUGACAAAAGAGUAGACCGAGUCAUUCGAAAGGGCGAAGGAGAGAGGGCCAAGGAAUAAUGUUGAGCCUUUGGAUGUCCGAGGGUCUUCGAUUCUUUUCAUCAAGGGAGAUCUUUGAACUACUUUUAUCUAAAACAUUAUCGCGCUUAUUGUUGUAUUGGAACUUUAUGCCCUCAUAUGUUAUAAGUGAUAAGAACGAAAAAUGAUUGUAUCACCAAGAUAAGUGGACGACUCUGUUAUGAACUAUAAAGUUAAUGCAUCCGUAUAUAAGAUUGAUUACGCUAUCAAA